Chenopodium quinoa (quinoa) is the source of this 2273-nucleotide messenger RNA. RefSeq names its product amino-acid permease BAT1-like. Bases 473 to 2023 code for a protein of 516 amino acids. The transcript has 8 exons. Gene Ontology annotation, cellular component: membrane. Gene Ontology annotation, biological process: transmembrane transport; gamma-aminobutyric acid transport. NCBI's taxonomy places the organism in Eukaryota, Viridiplantae, Streptophyta, Magnoliopsida, Caryophyllales, Amaranthaceae. Gene Ontology annotation, molecular function: gamma-aminobutyric acid transmembrane transporter activity; L-glutamate transmembrane transporter activity; L-lysine transmembrane transporter activity. The record is from RefSeq and is a predicted model, not a curated record.
AUAAUUUAUGAAAAAGAUAUGGAAAUUGUAAUGGGCACAUUAAAUAAAACGGAAAGAGUACAUCCGAUCCAAUCAUUUCAAUUUUUCAAUUGUAUAAAAGUUUGUUAAUUUAUUUUUUUAACUGGUGGGCAAAAUUCGUCAACAAAAGAGGUAGGCAAAUUUGUCAACAAAAAACGAAAUCACCAACACAUUCUCGUUUCAGUUGCGUUGUCUACUCCACCAUCCUCCAUCUCUGACUCUCUACUCAUUUCUUCCCUUUUUUUUUUUUUUUUUUUCUCUCUCCUCUUCUCUUCUUUCUGUUGCUCACCUUCUUGCAUCUUGCAAAGUAGCAAGAUUAGAGUGACAAAAAAAUAAAUAAAAAAUAAAUAAAAUUACCCAUUUCAUUUUGUCAACGCCGCCCACUUCUCCACUCAUAAGCUAUCUUUUCCCAAAAUUUUGGAAAAAAUAAAUAAAAGAAAAUUAUAGAGCAAUAAUGGUAGUAGCAGGAACAACAAACGACGUCGUUCCAGUUGAUUCCGGCCAUGCUCGACUCAAUGAGCUUGGUUACAAACAAGAACUCAAGCGUGAUCUCUCGGUGGUGUCGAAUUUUGCAAUCUCGUUCUCAAUAAUAUCGAUAUUAACCGGAGUUACGACGUUGUAUAAUAAUGGGUUGCAGUUCGGAGGACCGGCAGUGAUGGUGUAUGGAUGGUUUAUAGCGGGGUUGUUUACGAUGUUUGUGGGCUUAUCGAUGGCGGAGAUUUGUUCGUCUUAUCCUACUUCUGGGGGGCUGUAUUAUUGGAGUGCUAAGCUUGCUGGUCCUUCUUGGGCUCCCUUUGCUUCUUGGCUCACCGGCUGGUUCAACAUUGUUGGUCAGUGGGCUGUCACAGCUAGUGUGGAUUUCUCUCUGGCACAGCUGAUUCAAGUUAUCAUUCUACUAAGCACUGGUGGGAAAAAUGGCGGUGGUUAUGAGGCAUCAAAAUAUGUUGUAAUUGGUUUCCAUGGCGGAAUUUUACUUUUGCAUGCUAUCUUGAACAGCCUUCCUAUUUCAUUGUUAUCAUUCUUGGGGCAGCUUGCAGCAGCCUGGAAUGUUGCAGGUGUCGUUGUCCUUAUGAUUGCCAUUCCCCUGGCUGCCAAGGAAAAAGCCAGUGCUGAGUUUGUUUUUACGCAUUUCAACACUGAUAAUGGAAAUGGUAUCAGCAGUAGACCUUAUAUCUUCCUUAUUGGACUCCUGAUGAGUCAAUAUACGCUAACAGGUUAUGAUGCAUCUGCACAUAUGACAGAGGAAACUAAGGAUGCAGAUACAAAUGGACCUAAAGGAAUUAUUAGUGCCAUUGGUAUAUCAAUAAUCUUUGGUUGGGCUUACAUCAUCGGGAUCACCUUUGCAGUCACUGAUAUUCCUUACCUUUUAAGUAGCGAAAACGAUGCUGGUGGUUAUGCCAUAGCUCAAGUAUUUUACCAAGCAUUCAAAAGCAGAUAUGGAAAUGGAAUUGGAGGAAUAAUUUGCCUGUGCAUAGUUGCUGUGGCCAUAUUUUUCUGUGGCAUGAGUUCAGUUACCAGCAAUUCUAGAAUGGCUUAUGCAUUCUCAAGAGAUGGUGCCAUGCCUUUUUCAUCAGUAUGGCAUAAAGUAAACCAACAAGAAGUUCCUAUCAAUGCGGUGUGGAUGUCUACUUUCAUCUCCUUCUGCAUGGCAUUGACGUCUCUUGGAAGCCUGGUGGCAUUUGAAGCGAUGGUAUCAAUAGCAACUAUUGGGCUGUAUAUAGCUUACGCCUUGCCUAUCUUCUUCAGAGUCACCUUGGCUCGCAAUUCUUUCAUCCCUGGACCUUUCAAUUUGGGACGAUAUGGGAUACUUGUUGGAUGGAUUGCUGUACUCUGGGUAAUCACCAUUUCUGUUUUGUUCUCCUUGCCUGUUGCCUUUCCCAUUGAUACAGAGAACCUCAAUUAUACACCCGUGGCUGUGGGUGGUUUGUUGAUCCUCACAGUUUCUUCAUGGAUUUUACGAGCAAGGCAUUGGUUUACAGGUCCUGUUACAAAUAUACGUAAUUAAUUCAUGAAUUGUGCAUGCUCCUCUUUGUAAUAUGAAUGACAACACACGUCUGAUCAAUUUCUAGCAGGUUCAUACCUUUCUAUGAUAGUUUGAUAUUACCUCAUUUACAAUUUCUCUUAUGUCUUUUCGCAUCAUCUUUCAUUGAAAGGCCAUUAGAUUGGUUAUAUUACUGUUCAACAUCCUAUAUGUGAAAGCAGAAGAUAACGUUGUAUGAUAUACUGUAAAUCUAUUUUUAGGUGACUAGUUUUUA